Messenger RNA from Engraulis encrasicolus (European anchovy), 3269 nucleotides. RefSeq names its product PNN-interacting serine/arginine-rich protein (gene pnisr). The coding region runs from base 146 to 2821 and encodes 891 amino acids. NCBI's taxonomy places the organism in Eukaryota, Metazoa, Chordata, Actinopteri, Clupeiformes, Engraulidae. The record is from RefSeq and is a predicted model, not a curated record. Gene Ontology annotation, molecular function: RNA binding. Gene Ontology annotation, cellular component: presynaptic active zone; nuclear speck. The transcript is spliced from 12 exons.
UUGACACGUGUAUAAAAAAUCGUGACCAGGAAGUGCUAAUCACUCCACUUGCUCACAGUAGAUUCUGCGCCAUCUUAUGUGCGAGACGAAAAGGACGCUCUUUGGAAAAGGCUGAAUCCAGGCAUAGGAGUUCCCAGAUAAAAAGAUGUGGGACCAGGGUGGACAGCCCUGGCAGCCACAAUGGCCUGUGAGCCAACAGCAGUGGAUGCAGUCCUUCCAGCAUCAGCAAGACCCAAGUCAAGUGGACUGGGCAGCGCUGGCACAAGCAUGGAUAGCUCAGAAAGAGUCGAGUGGGCCGGCAACGGACCAGGUCCAGCCGCCGAUGCAGCCCAAUGGGCAGGACAUCCCUGGCAUGGAGCCCGCAGCGCACAACAACCAUGGAAACUUCCAGGGAGAUCCUAACUUCAACAGAAUGUGGCAGCCCGAGUGGGGAAUGCACGGGCAGCAGCACGCCCCUCCUCCGCCUCCCCCGGGCCCCGAGCAGCAGGCCUGGAUCCCCCCGGGCCCAGCGCCCAUGGACAUGGUCAACCCCUCGGAGGACAGCAACAGCCAGGACAGCCUGGAGUUCGCCAGGGACCCGCACCACGCCAUGUUCCCCCAGAACAGCCACAACUACGGCGGGCAGCCGGACGGCUACGGGGUCCAGCCUAUGAAUGUGGCGCAGUUUGACUAUCAGCAUGGAGCUGCACCAUAUGGUCCCCCCGGAGCUGGCUUCCACCCGCCCUACUGGCAGCAAGGUCCCCCCCAGAACAGACGUGAGCGCCCCCCAGGCUUCAGGGACCGGCCACGCUCUCCCAAACAACAACUGGCGGCGGUCAACAACAAUGAUGCUCAGACACUAGAUGCGGUGAAGAGGCGGACACUGCCGGCGUGGAUCCGCGAGGGCCUGGAGAAGAUGGACCGUGAGAAGCAGAAGAAGCUGGAGAGGGAGCGCAUGGAGAAGCAGCGGGCCGAGAUGAAGGACGAGCAGGACGACGACACGGCAGACGAGGAGGGCGAUGGACCACACAUCCCACGCAGGAGCAAAUUCGACAGUGAUGAUGAGGAUGGGGAUGACGAAGACGGGGACAGGGAGAGGGAGAGGGACAGAGACGAAGCCCCAGUGAGACGGGGUUUUUCUAGCCGGAGCCCCUCCCCAUCGCACGAGGACCAGAGCGAACCAGAGAUGACGGACGAGGAACGAGAGUUCCAAUUGCUGCUGCUGACCAAGACGCUCCUGACAGAGGUACUGCUGGAGGUCACCAACGAGGAGAUCUACCAGGUUGCCAAGGAGACGCACCGCAAAGCCACCAAAGCUCCUGCCAAACAGCUGGCACAGUCAAGUGCACUGGCUUCUCUGACUGGCCUCGGGGGUCUGGGGGACUACGGCUCGGACGAGAGCUCAGACGAGGAGGCCAGCAACCAGGGCUCGGAGUCGUCCGACACGGACGAGGAGGAGCUGAGGCACCGCAUCCGGCAGAAGCAGGACGCCUUCCGCCGCAAGGAGCGCGAGAUGGUCAUGCAGCAGGAGAGGGAGGACCUGGAGGCUGCCAAACGCGAAGAAACAGAGAGGUCAUUCAGAGAGAGCCUCAGUCACGAGGACAAAGAGCCAGAGCCCAAGUACAGAGACAGGGAGGCAGAGCGAGACAGAGACCGAGAGAGGGAGCCUAGUCCAGCCCCGGCAGAGCGGCGGAGGUCAAAGGGCAGUGAGUCUGAGGUCAGGGCCAAGUCAGGGUCAGGAAAGGAGCGCAGAAGCAGGUCCAGCUCUGCUGCCCACUCCUCCAGCAAGCGUUCUUCCUCCUCUUCGUCCUCCUCUUCUUCGUCCUCCUCCUCCUCGGCCUCCUCCCGCUCUCGCUCCUCCUCCUCGAGGCAGAAGCGGCGGCGGAGCCGCUCGUCCUCUCGGAGGCGGCGCAGUCGAAGCCGCAGCUCGAGACGCCGGCACCACCGUCACUCGUCGCGCUCCGAGCGUGGCGACAGGAGCGACCGAAGACGCGGCCACUUGUCCCCCUCGUCCUCCUCUCACAGGAAGCGGAGCCGCAGCCGAUCGCGGUCGCGCUCCCGCUCACGGCACCGCCGGACCACCACGGAGAGCAGGGGCCGCAAGAGCAGGUCGAAGGACAGGGCCAGCCGCAGCCGCAGCAGGGAGCGAGACAGAGAGCGAGAGCGAGACAGGCGGCGCAGCAGCAAGGAGCGCGGCAGCCGGCGCAGUCGCAGUCGCAGCACCAGCCGCGGCAGUCGCAGGAAGUCCCAGAAGGACGCCAGCAAGGACAGGGAGAGCAAGAAGAAGGACAGGAGCCACAGUCGCGAAAAAGAGAAGGAGAAGGAGAAGAAGAAAAAGGAUAAGGAUAAGGAUAAGGAGUCAGACAAGAAGCGAGACAAGCAGAAAUCCAAGGACAAAGACAAGGACAGGGAGAAGGAUAGGGAGCGAGAGAAGGAUAGAGACAAGGAGCGGGAGGACAAGAAGGAGAAAGGGAAAGACAAAGACAAAGAGAAGGACAGGGACAGAGAGAGGGAGAGAGAAAAGGACUCUGGCACACAGGAGGAGGUCAAUGGCAAGUCCAAGAGAAAGAGGGACAGCGAGGCCUCCGAAUCCAAGCACUCCAAAGACAGCAAGAGUAGCAGCAGCAAGAAGAGCAAGUCUAGCAGGAAACACUCAGACUCUGGCUCCAGCCGGAGUAGGUCCCCCUCCCCUGAGGUUAGCAAGGAAAAGAAAUCCAAAAAGUCUAAGCGUAGUCGCUCACGGUCCACGGAAAAGUCUCACAAGUCUGGUAAGAAGGCAAGCCGCAAACACAAGUCUAAGUCACGAUCAAGGUCCUCUUCCCCAGCCCGACGUUGGCAUUGAGGGCUGGCAAGGCCCUGGCUUGUGCACUUAUUUUAAAUUCCACGAGUUUAAACGGGCUUGUCUCAUUCUCGAGGCAAAGGUGUAGGUGAACUCCCCCAAACUCCCCAAUACCCCCUGCCCGCACCCCUCUCCCUUCCGCCCCUUGCCCCAGUCCUCCCUCGCUUCUACCUUCCCCCCACCCCCACACCCUCCAGUGACAUGCAGUGUAAAUAAAUAAAGUGUUGUCAUUUUUUAAGUGCCCCUUGUCUUAAUGAUGUAAUAUUUCUUUUUUUGCUAGGGUUUUGUUUGAACUUUGCUUUUGUUUUUUUGUUUUCUUUGGACCUAUGUUAUACAAAGCUGAAGAAUGAAAUAGAUUAAUCUGGUUGUAACAUUUUAAAUUUCACAACAGGGCAUAAAACAGAAUCACAUAAUUGUUGUAAAUUGUUCAAUAAAACAAUGUUUUCAUGCA